Tauraco erythrolophus (red-crested turaco) is the source of this 822-nucleotide messenger RNA. The record is from RefSeq and is a predicted model, not a curated record. Lineage: Eukaryota; Metazoa; Chordata; Aves; Musophagiformes; Musophagidae.
AUGGGAGCGCUCCCGUUCACGUGGCAGGGCGCCGGGAAGACCAACGUGGCGCUCAUGUGCAUGUUGCGAGAAAUAGGGAAACACAUUAACAUCGACGGAACCAUCAACGUGGACGACUUCAAGAUCAUCUACAUCGCGCCCAUGAGGUCCUUGGUGCAGGAGAUGGUGGGCAGCUUCGGGAAGCGCCUGGCGACGUACGGCAUCAACGUGGCCGAGCUGACGGGGGAUCACCAGCUGUGCAAGGAGGAAAUCAGCGCCACCCAGAUCAUCGUCUGCACCCCGGAGAAGUGGGACAUCAUCACCCGCAAGGGAGGAGAACGGACCUACACCCAGCUGGUGCGGCUGGUCAUCCUGGAUGAGAUCCACCUGCUGCAUGAUGACCGAGGACCCGUCCUGGAGUCUUUGGUAGCCAGAGCCAUCCGCAACAUCGAGAUGACUCAGGAGGACGUGAGGCUCGUUGGCUUGAGUGCCACCCUCCCCAACUACGAGGACGUGGCCACGUUCCUGAGAGUGGACCCGGCCAAAGGCCUCUUCUAUUUUGAUAACAGUUUCCGACCGGUGCCCCUGGAGCAGACCUAUGUGGGGAUUACGGAGAAGAAAGCAAUCAAACGCUUCCAGAUCAUGAACGAGAUUGUUUACGAGAAGAUUAUGGAGCACGCUGGGAAGAACCAGGUGCUGGUGUUCGUUCACUCCAGGAAGGAGACUGGGAAGACAGCCCGGGCUAUCAGGGACAUGUGCCUGGAGAAGGACACCCUGGGCCUCUUCCUGCGCGAGGGCUCAGCCUCCACCGAGGUGCUGCGGACAGAAGCCGAGCAGUGCAAG